CUAGGCCAGAACCACAAUCCACAUGACAUGGUCUAUAAAUAUAAGAAAAUGGCAAUCGGGAAUUGCUCAGUAAGUAAAGUUCUCUACUACACACUGCUUGUCAAGAUAUUAAACGUACGUGAGAAAUGUCUUCCUCUCAAGUUGGACAGAACCACCAGGCCUCCUUGGAGCUGGUCAAGCAUGCGCAAAGUAUAGCCGCGGCGAGGGAGGUGAACCCACAAGAUCAACUAUUUCUGAUGGGACACUUGAGGAAUAACACCUCAGGGCCCAUGACCAUACAUGCUCAGUAUGUAUGGUCUGGAACAAUCAUCAGGAAUUUCCCGGAAACUCUUGUCAGUGGUGUUAAUGCUGAGUUUGAGCAAGUGUCUAAAAUUGCUGCAAAUGGCAUCAAGAGUGCCGUGGUGUAUUCAGGCAGAGUCGUUGAUGGACAAAGUCAGUGUGGAUGGCUCGUUGCUUGGUCCAACCCUGAGGAUAUCCAAGCCAAAAAGGUUUACGUAGAUUGUGGUCCAAUUAGCAAGUUCGACAACAUUGACUGGAAAAAGAUUGAUUUUGAGCUGAGUCAGUCUGAUAGUUGCGCCAGCCACACUGACCCAUUGACUCGCACCUCCGUGAACGCUUGUAUACGCCCUCCGGUUGCGAAAGCUGUCGGUGUUUGUAUUCUGGUCGUGGAGUACUACGGCUGAACAACCAGGCAGCCAUUAUCGAUCUACUCUUAGUAAUGCUAAUUAAGAGGAGUGGAUCAUAUAGAAAGAGUUGCUUAAUGUAACAAAUUAAUAUAUAUAAUGAAUAUUGAUGUUUUGCGUCGAGUGCUCUUUGUCAUGCGACGCACAAAGAUAAUUUGCGUCACUUCCGUGUCUGUGCGACGCAAAUCCGGGGACGCAAAUCAUCCUUUUUCUACUAGUGUAAUGAGGGGCAACAAGAACUAAGAACAUUUUCGUGACUUUCUAAGGCCAUGUAUGUUCUUUAAUUAGUAGUGUGUAGCUACUAUAUUUAUUAUUAAUAAAUAAAAAUGCCUCUUCUAUUUCCUAUA
Molecule: messenger RNA, 1030 nt
Organism: Beta vulgaris subsp. vulgaris (sugar beet)
Lineage: Eukaryota; Viridiplantae; Streptophyta; Magnoliopsida; Caryophyllales; Amaranthaceae
Product: jasmonate-induced protein homolog
Exons: 3
Coding region: 126-683 (185 amino acids)
Source: RefSeq, a predicted model, not a curated record